This is a messenger RNA of Carassius gibelio (silver crucian carp), 2144 nucleotides long. RefSeq names its product glutathione hydrolase 1 proenzyme-like. NCBI's taxonomy places the organism in Eukaryota, Metazoa, Chordata, Actinopteri, Cypriniformes, Cyprinidae. Gene Ontology annotation, cellular component: plasma membrane. The record is from RefSeq and is a predicted model, not a curated record. The transcript is spliced from 13 exons. Gene Ontology annotation, biological process: glutathione catabolic process; regulation of inflammatory response; peptide modification. The coding region runs from base 1 to 1827 and encodes 608 amino acids. Gene Ontology annotation, molecular function: glutathione gamma-glutamate hydrolase.
AUGUCGAUUGCCGCAUCACAAGGCGGGCUUGAGUUCUCGGGAGAUGAGGGUUUGGCUGUGUUGCCUCCCUCGGGAUUGCCAAGAUAUUUGUUGGUUGCCUUGGGGAUUAUUUUGAUUGUGGGUCUUUCUCUGGCACUCAUUCUAACACUCACUCUAAAACCCACUGUAACACCAACCUUAACAGCCACUGUACCCUCCUCUGAGAAGUGUUACACUAAAGCAGUAGUUGCUGCAGAUGCCGGGACUUGCUCUGAGAUCGGGAGGGACAUCUUGAAGACACAUAACGGUUCAGUAGUUGAUGCUGCUAUCGCCACUCUGCUGUGUUUGAGUCUGGUUAAUGCUCAAAGUAUGGGAAUCGGAGGAGGGGUGGUUUUCACCAUUUAUAAUGCAUCAACAGGAACGGUGGAGACGAUUAAUGCCAGAGAAACUGCUCCAAACAAUGCAUCAGAGAACAUGUUUGGCAAUGGGACAGAGAUAAAACCAGCAGGAUUGUUUAUAGCUGUACCAGGAGAACUGCAUGGUUAUAAGCUAGCACAUGAAAGGUAUGGGAGACUGAAUUGGAGCGAGCUGUUUCAGCCCAGUAUAAAGCUGGCACGCAAUGGAUUUAAGAUUGGAAAGGCCUUGGCCAAAGCCAUUAAAAAGAAUGAGAAAGAUAUCCUGAAUAGUACAUCAUUGUGUGAAGUGUUUUGCAAAUCAAAAACCAUCAUCUUGAAGGAAAAUGAUUACAUAUCAUUUCCCAAACUAGCUUACACCUAUGAGAAGAUAGCAAACUACGGAAUUAGUGCCUUUUACAAUGGGUCAUUGACUCCGAGUAUAGUGGAUGAAAUCAAGGCUGCAGGAGGGAUUAUAACACGUGAGGACUUAAUGAAUUACAAGCCAGUGCUAAAUGAGCAUGCAUUAAACUUCACUGUGGGGAAUUACAUGUUUCAUGCUCCUGAUGCUCCAUUCGGUGGACCUGUGCUCGCUCUGAUACUCAACAUACUCAAAGGUUACAACUUGUCAAGCAGCAGUGUGUCCCCUGUAAGGAAUAAGACUUUGACCUAUCAUCGUAUAAUAGAGGCGUUUCGCUUUGCUGAUGAGAAAAAAAGUAAGCUAGGAGACCCAAGAGAUGAAAGCAUUAAAGAGAGUGUUUUACAGCUUGUCAAAAACAUGACCUCAGAAAGCAUUGCGAACGGAAUCAGGAUUAAGAUUAAAGAUGACAUUAAACAAGUGAUAUACGAUGACAAUGAAGAGAAUUAUCCAGAUGACGAUCGUGGCACGUCUCACCUGGCCAUCAUAGGAGAAGAUGGGAGUGCUGUGGCCGUCACCAGCAGUAUCAAUGACUAUUUUGGCUCUAAGGUGAGGUCAGACUCAACAGGUAUUAUCUUUAAUGACCAAAUGAAUGAUUUCUGUAAACCCAAGCAAAAUGAAAAUGCAUGUAACAAGAACAACCGAAUUACACCAGGUAAAAGGCCACUUUCAUCAAUGUGUCCCACAAUCAUUUUGGACAAACACAGUGGACAGGUCAAAAUGGUGGUCGGAGGUGAAGGUGGGACAAAUAUCACCACAUCAGUUGCUCAGGUGAUCCUGAAUUAUCUGUUCUUUGGCUAUGACCUGCAGAAAGCUGUUGAAGAGCCCAGAGUUCAGAUUACGGAAACUGCAACAAAUGUAGAAGACCGCUUUGAUGUGAGGGUCACUGAUGGCUUGAGGCUGAAGAAUCAUACUAUAUUUCAUGAAGCUGAAGUAUCAGUGGUCCAGGCAGUGGUUCAAGAGGGGGACAAAAUCUGUGCUGAAUCUGACUACAGGAAAGGUGGCUAUCCUGCCGGAUACCAAGAACCAAUACUGUAAAAUUUAGUAGAGAUGCUAGGGAUGUGUCCCUAUCAAUAUCCAACAACUAUCCAAUUGUCCUAGUGGCUAGAAAACACACUGUGCUAUAAGGCUUGAAAAAGAUAAGGAAGCGUGCAUAAACUUAACAGGGAAUACAAUAUGUAAAAGUUAUAGAAGACCAAAAGAAAAAAGACAGCUGAGAUAACAUACAUAUAAAUCACAUACAAAGACAUUUUUGGACAACUAUUUACAAAAGGACAUUAGUGGAUAUAAUGACAAAAUACUUUGAUCUAUGUAAUGUAUUGUUUGUUUGAACCAAAUAAAACUGCAGUGACUUA